Molecule: messenger RNA, 3301 nt
Organism: Anopheles funestus (African malaria mosquito)
Lineage: Eukaryota; Metazoa; Arthropoda; Insecta; Diptera; Culicidae
Product: alpha-tocopherol transfer protein-like
Exons: 7
Coding region: 868-2058 (396 amino acids)
Cellular component (GO): membrane
Molecular function (GO): phosphatidylinositol bisphosphate binding
Source: RefSeq, a predicted model, not a curated record
AGUCGGAAUUGUGAAGCCGCCGGGGGUAGAUUCGUGUAAAAAACAUCUCACCUUUCCGUUAGGGUGUGAGAGAAGUGGCAGAAAAAAGCACAGAAGAACCAACAGGGAAAAUCUGUGCAUUAUUCACAAGUUUACGGGAUGAUUUCGUAGAAUUCAGUGUAACGUACGGUUAUAUUUUAGAUUUCGAUCAUCAUGCAGCCUGGUGUCGCUGGUGGCAAUGUUCCGAACCUCAAGGACAUGACUGUCUAGUGCUGGGAGGAACGUGUUUAAAGUGUGUUUAUUCUUCACCACCCAUGGCUCUUUUAGUGCUGUCCGCAAGUUGCCUCCUUUUCAUGUAAUAUCACAUCACCAGAAAGCAUAACGCGCUGUAUCUUGCAAAACAACGGUUCUUACCCAUAAAAGUGUUUGUGUGAAACAAUAGUCUUGUUAAAAAGAGGUUUUACACUCAACAUUUCACAACCAACGCCAAGCAGACGUUCGCGAACGGUUGUACCAGUGCGGCUAAGUCCCGUGUGUAAUUGGAUGUGAUAUUUUAAUUAAUUUUUGCUCCGUCACCUCAUGGCCGCCACAUCCUCGCAGCUUAACACCUCACAAUCGUAGCCUUUCGGGUGAACAUUAAGCACACAGAAUCACGUUUGAAUGAUUCCCAUCCUGCCUUCUGGAACAAAACAAAUGCAUCGGAAUUGCAUCGAAAGCAUUGCAUUAUAAAAAAAAACAAUUCUAUGAACACCGGUGGAUAAAGUUCUCACAGUAACAACUCAGCUACCAUCAACGCGAAGCAUCCAUCCGACGUAAAGCGUAAUCGGAACUUGGUACAAAAGUAAAAACUAGGAAGUGAACAAUAACAACAACAACAACAAAAACAACAUGUCCAGCAACGAUAGCACACCGCUGAACAGCCCGCGGAAAAUCUUCGGAAAAACCGCCACGCUCGACAAUAAUGCAAUGCUCGAGUACGAGAUGAACAAAAAUCUAGAUGUGAAAUAUCGAGAGAAGGCAGAAAAGGAACUGGGCGAAACGGGUGGUGAGCUGACGUACACGAAAAUCCGUCAGCUCCGUCAGCAGCUCAAUAUCUACAACGAGAACCACCAGCGGGCACUGGGAUGCAGGCGGGAUGAUUCGUUUCUGUUGCGAUUUUUACGCGCCAAAAAGUUUGACGUCGAGAAAGCGUUUAAAAUGAUGCAAAAGUACUACAAGAUGAAGGAAGAGUAUCCGGAGAUUUUCAAAGUGUCCCCACCGUCCGAGAUGAAGUUUAUGCUAGAGAUGCAAAUUCAAACCAUGCUGCCGAAGAAGGACGAACAUGGACGGCAGAUCUACCUGUUUCGAGUUGAAAAAUGUGAUCCGUACAAAAUUCCGGUGGAUUACGUGUUCCGCAGUAAUGUGCUGGCGCUGGAGGAUGCCGUCCGAAGCCCGGAAACUCAAAUUGGAGGAUUAGUGGUACUGCUCGAUAUGGCUGGACUUGGGUUUGCUCAUGCACGGUAUCUUUCACCUCAUCUGGCGAAGAAAACGGUUGAAGUGGUGCAGGAAGCAUUUCCACUCCGGUUUAAAGCGUUCCACGUGCUUCACGAACCGUUCUACUUUGACGCCAUUCUUGCAGUGCUGAAACCAUUCCUCAAGGAUAAAAUCCGUCGGAGGAUACACCUGCAUGGCAAUAGUUUGAGCUCGCUGCACAAGUACGUUUCGAAGGAUCUUCUACCGGCGGAAUACGGUGGCAAUCUCGGUCCGUUCGAUAACACCGAAUGGCGCCAGACGAUACUGGACAAUGAGCAGUAUUUUAUCGAUCUGGAAACGUACAAUCAUCUGUCGGAGAGUUGCUACCAGCUGGGAGCCUCCAAUGGAGGUGAUGGCGAUGCGGAAAGUAUCGACAGUCUGCAGUUCGGGGACACGGAAACCGAGGACAGUGAGUUCGAUGAGGACGAUCGGCGGGUGUUGAGCCCGAAACGUAAUGCACGCUCGAUACAGAAUAUUGAGGAGAUCUUCCUGAAAAAUGGGUACGAUGGUAUGGCUCCUAGCGUGACCGGGACAGAUCUGGAGAAGGAAGUGGAAGAGUUGAAGUAGGGCGAAUAUGAUGAAAUGCUCACGCUAAAAAAAACAGUACAACACGGCUAAGGCAAGCGAGCUUUGAAGGCUUCGAGAAGAUGGAAACACUUCUUCGUGGGGUUGCUGUGCACCGUACAAGUAUUCUCCCUUCAAUAUCUGAUUGUUAGUCUGCUUUUGAGUAAGAUUUCAUACUGAAAAUUUUAUUUACCCGAAGAAAAUACGAUUAAUUUUGAAGUUAAAAAAAUAGAAUGCAUUCUAUUCGGUUCAAAACUCAAAUCUUACACUAGCAAAGACUCAAGCCACUAUCAAACUUAAUUACUGAUUAGGAGGCUUUAUACACGCGUGCAGAGAUUGACGGCAUUAGACUGUUAGCUUUCCAUGUGAUAGAGAAUACAAAGGAACUGGUCAUGGCCGGUAAACAAAACAGAAGCUCCUUCUAGUGGGGUUACGUCUAGCGAUAAUUGUAGUCAAUUUAGAAAAGGGUUUAGAAUAUUAGAUUAUAUUUUUUUCUAUUUGAGAGGAACGUGCAGGAAGGACAGGGAAUACAAAAUCACAACAAAACUUAUCAAUAGCUGCAGAAAGAAAGUAUUUUCAUCUUGUGCCAUGCAUGUCAGUUUUGUUAUUGGCACAGACUUUUUUAAUUCAAUUAAAUCAAUUCCGAAUCCGGAAUGCAAAUUGAGAUGACAGGCUGACAGUCGGAGCUGUUGGAAAGUUUUCCAAACCGAAAGAGCUCGAUGGAGAACAGUUAAAACUUUAUCGGAGCAGUGUCAGUGGUUUGGAGAACAUCAAUUCUCGUUAUUGUUUUUAAACUUAUUCAACGCUAGUCAAUUUAUUCUAAGUGCCACACUACUGCUACAACUUAUUCCAAUAUAGCUGAUAGGUUAUCGUGACGUGCGUACGCGACACGCAACAAAUCGUACACCAAACACAAACGUAGCGAUAUGCGCAUCUAUCCCGCCCCGAAAUGUUAUAACACAAGUUACAAACAAUCAAACACUAGGACAGAGAGAAAAAACAAUCCGUAACGUAUUUAGCUAGAGCCUGUUUGCUAUUCACAUUUAACAAUCGAUAGAAAUAUUUAAAAAAAUACAGAGAUGCAAAAAAAAACAUUAAAAUGAUCGAUAAAACAACCAAUUAAAAGGAAUUUUAACAAAAACCACUAGCAAUUGUUGAUUGAAGUUUAGCCAUGUAAUAAUGAAUCAUUAUCAAAUUGCAAAUAAAGUCUAUUUUCAUUCAGAAAGGAAAUCAACACAACCAAAAA